Herpailurus yagouaroundi (jaguarundi) is the source of this 3758-nucleotide messenger RNA. It is a transcript of the gene FHIP1B, whose product is annotated as FHF complex subunit HOOK interacting protein 1B. The transcript has 13 exons. Lineage: Eukaryota; Metazoa; Chordata; Mammalia; Carnivora; Felidae. Gene Ontology annotation, cellular component: FHF complex. Bases 302 to 3166 code for a protein of 954 amino acids. The record is from RefSeq and is a predicted model, not a curated record. Gene Ontology annotation, biological process: endosome organization; lysosome organization; early endosome to late endosome transport.
UGCGUGUGGCGCGGGGCGGGGCGCGGCUGGUGCGCCUCAGGAGCGAUGGCGGCGGCCUGAACUCACCUAGUACGGCUGCGGCGUUCGGGCCUGGUCAGGGUCGGGAUUCUAUUUGCAGGUCUGGACUGGGCCGUGACCUCUGGGCUCGCUAUUCCAGCCUGGUGUAUCUUCUGGAUCCAUGGCCAGCUACUGGCUCCUGCAGACCGGAUGAAGCAGGCUAGAGACACAAGUGGAGAAAGCUGCCAGCUGGCAAAUUCUCAGAGUGUGGCCCUCUGGCUACUGGCCCUGCCCAGCCUGCCUCAUGGAGAGGAUGAACUGGUUGAGCAGAUUGGCCUCCCGGGGCCCUGGGCACCGUGUACCUCAGGGGUCCAGUCUGCAGGCCCCUGUCAUGGCUGACCCUGAGACCUGCCUCAUGGUCUUCAAGAAUCACUGGUCCCAGGUAGUGCGAAUCCUGGAGCGGCAAGGCCCUCGGGCAGCUUCUGGGGGUGCAGAUGAUCUCAGUGCUGUACGCAACCACACUUACCAGAUGUUGACACUGCUGGUAGAAGAUCGUGUGGUCCCCUCAGCCCCCACGACCCCUGGGCCCUUGCUGGAGUUCGCUUUGCGUGAGGACCUGCUAACCCGUGUGUUGGUUUGGCAGCUUCAAUGGGAUGAGCUUGGGGAUGGGGUUGAGGAACGGCGGGCUGAGCAACUGAAGCUGUUUGAGAUGCUAGUGAGUGAAGCUCGCCAGCCACUAUUGCGACACGGUCCAGUUCGUGAGGCUCUGCUGACCUUGCUGGAUGCCUGUGGCCGUCCUGUGCCCAGUAGCCCAGCACUGGAUGAAGGCCUGGUGCUACUUCUCAGCCAGCUGUGUGUGUGUCUGGCCCGGGAACCUUCAUUGCUCGAGUUCUUCCUGCAGCCACCUCCUGAGCCUGGAGCUGCCCCCCGCCUUCUCCUCUUUUCUCGCCUUGUUCCCUUCGUCCAUCGGGAGGGCACGCUGGGCCAGCAGGCCCGUGAUGCCCUACUCCUGCUCAUGGCUCUGUCGGCCGGGAGUCCCACUGUGGGCCGCUACAUUGCAGAUCACUCUUACUUCUGCCCGGUGCUGGCCACAGGGCUGAGUGCCCUGUACUCCUCACUGCCCCGCAAGAUUGAGGUUCCAGGGGAUGAUUGGCACUGCCUGCGACGGGAGGAUUGGCUGGGAGUGCCAGCCCUUGCGCUCUUCAUGAGUUCCCUAGAAUUCUGCAAUGCAGUCAUUCAGGUGGCUCACCCUUUGGUGCAGAAGCAGCUAGUUGAUUAUAUCCAUAAUGGGUUCUUGGUGCCUGUCAUGGGCCCUGCCCUGCAUAAGACCUCUGUGGAGGAGAUGAUCGCCAGUACCGCCUAUCUGGAGCUUUUCCUACGGAGUAUCUCAGAGCCUGCUUUGCUCCGUACCUUCCUGCGAUUCCUGCUGUUACACCGGCAUGACACCCACACCAUCCUUGACACCCUCGUUGCCCGUAUUGGCAGCAACUCCCGGCUCUGCAUGGUCUCUCUGAGUCUCUUCAGGACCCUACUGAACCUCAGCUGUGAGGAUGUCCUGCUGCAGCUGGUUCUCAGGUAUCUCGUCCCGUGUAACCAUGUGAUGCUGAGCCAGAAGCCAGCUGUACGUGAUGUGGACCUAUAUGGACGAGCUGCAGACAAGUUUCUCUCCCUUAUCCCACGCUGUUGUCGGCAUCGUGCCCCUAGCCCACCCCGUCCAGAGCAUGCCUCAUGGGCACGAGGUGGGCCUAGCAGAGAGGCAGGGAGAAGGGAGGACACAACGGGCCCUGGAAGCCCAAGUGUUGACUCCUCUUCUGUGGUGACAGUGCCCCGGCCCUCCACACCGUCUCGUCUGGCCCUCUUCCUGCGACAGCAGAGUCUGGGUGGCUCGGAAUCCCCAGCUCCAGCCCCUCGCUCACCAGGGCUUGCUGCAUCCCCAGCCUCCAGCCCUGGCCGACGGCCCAGCUCUGUGGAGGAGCCUGGUGAGCUGGAAGACAAUUACCUGGAGUAUCUGCGUGAGGCGCGCCGUGGUGUGGACCGGUGUGUCCGAGCCUGCCGUACCUGGUCUGCCCCCUAUGAUGGCGAGCGGCCCCCUCCUGAGCCUAGUCCUGUUGGCUCCCGGACUAAGAAACGCAGCCUACUGCCUGAGGAGGACAGGGACAAUGUGGGGGAAGGGGAGGAGGAAGAGCUGGGGAGUGGAGGGCUUUCUGGGGGUAUAGGGGAGGGCCCUGGCCACCUGCCCCCUCCCCAGCUCAAUGGGGUGCCAGGACCAUGGCCUGAGGGGGCCAAGAAGGUUCGUCGGGUGCCCCAGGAGGGGCCUGGGGAACUGCCAGAGAGCACCUCCGAGGGCAUGGCAGGACUAGAGGGCUUUGGGCAGGAGCUCCGGGAACUGGAGGUGGCAUUAAGCAAUGGGGGGGCUGGCUCAGAACCCCCGCUAGAGCCUCCACUACCUCUUGAGGAGGAGGAGGCCUAUGAGAGCUUCACCUGUCCCCCUGAGCCCCCUGGCCCCUUCCUCAGCAGCCCAUUGCGGACGCUCAACCAGCUGCCAAGCCAGCCCUUCACUGGCCCCUUCAUGGCUGUGCUCUUUGCCAAACUCGAGAACAUGCUGCAGAACUCCGUCUAUGUCAACUUCCUGCUGACGGGGCUGGUGGCCCAGCUGGCCUGUCACCCCCAGCCCCUGCUCCGCUCUUUCCUGCUCAACACCAACAUGGUCUUCCAGCCCAGUGUCAAGUCCCUGCUGCAGGUGCUGGGUUCUGUGAAGAAUAAAAUUGAGAGCUUUGCGGCCUCCCAGGAGGACUUCCCAGCACUGCUAUCCAAAGCCAAGAAGUACCUCAUUGCCCGUGGCAAGUUGGACUGGGCCGAGGGCCCUGCAGCAGGACCUACCCCCCGCCGCUCCGAUCCCCUAGUGAAGAGCCGGAGGCCAUCCUUGGGGGAGUUGCUCCUGCGGCAUGCACACAGUCCAACCAGGGCCCGGCAGGCGGCACAGUUGGUUCUUCAGCCUGGGAGAGACGGCGCAGGACUUGGCCUAGGUGGGGGCUCCCCUGGGGCUUCAACUCCGGUUCUACCCCCUCGGGGUGGGGCCCCUGAGCGCCAAGAGAUCUCAACCUGGUGUUUGCUGGAGAAGAAGAGUGUUUUUUCCUCAGAGAAGAACCACUCUGGAGAGCCUUUCUAGUAGCUACUCUCUGACUCUGCCUCUUAUCUGUCUAAAGAGUCUUCUCUUGAGUCCCUGUUGAGAGUCUCCUGCAUGCCUAGGAAGACCACUUCUGUAUGGGGAGCAUCCUUUCCUAUGCUGGCCCAGCAUGUAGAGCUGUCCCAUAAAGUCGGUCAUCGUCUGAGCUGGCUGAGGUAUGAAUAUGAGGCACAGGGAAUGGUCCUACAUGAUGUUACUGGCCUCAGGGUAGGUUAGAGCUAAGGGUAUAUAUAUAUAUAUGGGUGCUCGGUCUUUAAACAAAGGUUUGGCCCUGGGCAUGGGACUGCGCUCCAGGAGAGGAAUUAAUAUCAAAUAUCCCAUGUUAGAAGCUAUGCCAAACACUCUGAAUCUGUUAUGUUGGUUAAUCCUUUUAGUAACCUCUUGAAGUAGGUACUAUUAUUUCCUCAUUUUACAAGUGAAUUAAAAGGCUCAGAGAGGUUAAGUAAAUUAGUGCAAGGGAUACACUGAGUUAAUGGAGGAUCUGGGAUUCAAGCCUAAGUCAGCCUGAUUCCAGCUUUUUUUUUUUUUUUUAAUUUUUUUUUUUAAUGUUUGUUUAUUUUUUGAGACAGAGAGA